Pseudophryne corroboree (corroboree frog) is the source of this 3957-nucleotide messenger RNA. Its product is annotated as oocyte zinc finger protein XlCOF6.1-like. The coding region runs from base 1168 to 2298 and encodes 376 amino acids. The record is from RefSeq and is a predicted model, not a curated record. NCBI's taxonomy places the organism in Eukaryota, Metazoa, Chordata, Amphibia, Anura, Myobatrachidae. The transcript has 6 exons.
CCCUGUGCGUUCCACAGUACCUUCCGCUCUCUGCGUUCCAGGGCCGUCUCACUUCCGCCCUGUGCGUUCCAGAGCCGUCCCACUUCCGCCAUGUGCGUUCCACCAGACUUCCGGUAUUUUCAUUUAACCUCAUCAGAUCAUUUAUCUCCGCCACCCGCGUUGUUGUUUAUGCCUGUCCUUCUGCGGCAGCCGCGUUUUGGACGCUCCGCAGGAGACUGGCGGCAGAGUAUGGAAGAAAACAUCUGCUGACCCUGUGUUAGAAUUUCUGACCAGCAAGCAGAAGAUCCUGGCACUCGCCAACAAGAUCAUUCAGCUACUGACUGGAGAGGUUCCUAUAAGGUGUGAGGAUGUCACUGUCUAUUUCUCCAUGGAGGAGUGGGAGUAUAUAGAGGAACACAGGGGUCUGUACAAGGACGUGAUGAUGGAGAAUCACCGGCCCCUCACAUCACUGGAUGGGGCCAGUAACAGGAAUACCCCAGAGAGAUGUCCCCAUCCUCUGUAUUCCCAGGACCAUACAGAGGAGAAUCACAAUAUCCCACAGGAGGGUCAGGAUGAAGCCCUGGUUCAUAUUAAGAUAGAGUUUAUAAAAGAGGAGUAGGAGACGUUUGUGAGGGGUGAUCAGCUGUGUAAGGAGGAGGAAAUCCCUACAGCGAUCAGCACAGCAAAUGGACACAAAAGCAGGACUACCUCAGAGGGACAUCUCACUUUUUCGCCAGCUUUUCAAGUAGAAGAUAACAAGUGCAAACAAGAGUCUCCAGCAGGAAACCCCAUUAACUUAAGUUUACAACCGGUACAUCACAGGGCAGAUCUGUCAUCUGAUUCCUCAAAUCAGAAGGAGUAUUCUGAUAAAUCAGAUAUUGUUAAACUUAGUACAGGUUAUACAUGUGAUGCAAGCUUUCCCUUUUCUGAUUGUGGUAAAUGUGUUAUACAUCAUUCAGACUUUGACUUUCAGGUAAAUCACACAGAUGAGAAACCUUUUAUAUGCUCUGAGUGUGGGAAAUGUUUUACGUGGAAAACAGAUCUGGUUAAACAUCACAGGACUCACACAAAUGAGAAGCCGUUUCGGUGUUCUGAGUGUGGGAAAUGUUUUACUCAGAAAGCAGGUGUUGUUAUGCAUCAGAGAAUACACACAAAUGUUAAGCUGUUUACAUGCUCUGAGUGUGGGAAAUGUUUCACAAAGAAAUCACAGUUAAUUUACCAUCGGAGCAACACAAAGAUGUUAAACCAUUUUCAUGUACUGAAUGUGGGAAAUGUUUUAAAAACAAAUCAAAACUUAUCAGGCAUCACAGAACUCACACAGGGGAGAAACCAUUUGCAUGUUCAGAGUGCGGAAAAUGUUUUGCACGAAAAUCAAGUGUUACUAGACACCUGAGUCGUCACAGUGUUACUAAACACCUGCGUCGCAGAGAAGAGAAAACAUGUUCUGAGUGUGGCAGAUUGUUUACUAACAAAUCGACACUUACCAAACAUCUCAGAACUCACACGGGGGAGAAGCCGUUUCCAUGUUCAGAGUGUGGGAAAUGUUUUUCUCGAAAAGCAGGUCUUGUUAAGCAUCAGAGAAUACACACGGGUGAGAAGCCAUUUGCAUGCUCUGAGUGUGGGAAAUAUUUUUCAAGUAAAUCAUCACUUACUGUACAUCAGAGAAUUCACACUGGUGUGAAGCCGUUUGCAUGCUCUGAAUGUGGGAAAUGUUUCACAGAUGCAUCAGGUUUUGUUAGACAUCAGAGAAUUCACACUGGUGUGAAGCCGUUUACAUGCUCUGAGUGUGAGAAAUGUUUCACAGAUUUAUCUGCUUUUGUUAGACAUCAGAAAACUCACACGGGAGAGAAACCGUUUCCAUAUCUGGAGUGUGGGAAAUGUUUUGCAGAUGCAAAAGGUCUUGUUAAACAUCAGAGAACUCACACAGGGGAGAAACCUUUUUCAUGUUCUGAGUGUGGAAAAUGUUUUCAAGAUAGAUCAAGUCUUAAUUCACACAAGACAACUCACACAAAGGAGAAACCUUUUCCAUGUUCUGAGUGUGGGAGAUGUUUUAGACAGAAGACAGAACGUAGUAGACAUCAGAGAACUCACACGGGUGAGAAACCAUUUCCUUGUUCGGAGUGUGGGAAAUGUUUUACCCGAAAAUAUUAUCUUGUUAUACAUCAGACCAUUCACACAGGUGUGAAACGGUUUGUAUGUUGUGAAUGUGGAAAAGGUUUUUCAUGGAAAUCAAAUCUUAUUGCCCAUCAGAAAAAAACACACGCCACAAGCAAUUUCCAUGAGCUGAUCGGCAUAAAACAGGGUUGCAACAACACUUAAAGCCAUUCAUAAAUGAAAAUGAUAAAAUGAUGCAUAAAUACAUUUACAAAAUGUAUGCGCCAAUAUAUAUACAUCAAUGACUUAUGGUGAACGAGUAAAAGCUCCAGUUAAACAUAUUAACAUGUCAUAAUUAAAUUACCACCCAUAACGAGGUGGAAUGUUUGUCAUCAAUGUAAGUUUAACAGAUUGUGUGCAGAACUUACUGCAUGUCACUUUCCACAGUAAUAAGAAGACCAUGGGCUAGAUUUACUAACCACAGAUUUUACAAGACAACGAUUCUCUCCGGGUUUGACCGCGAAACAGACCUGGGUUUUGCAUUUACUAUUAUUGGUGUUUUACAUUUCGUGUGUCAAAACUGCCUACUUAGCAGGCAGCGUGCAAAGCCACAGCUUAAUAACUGUAGCCCCAUGUUGUUGCUAAAUAGAAUAUUGGGCAGGGGUGCAAAAAUGUUGCUCAAUUGACAAUGUGGGUGUAGUCGAGGUACACUAAUGCACCUUGUGUUGUGUUGGCACGUCAACCUUAAGAUUUUGUUUUCAUAGGCAAAAUUAUGAAAUGAAAAGGGUGGAGAGUAUUUAGCAAGGCCUUCCUGGUUUACCAUGUAAUUGCUGUUACGGCAAUGGUCAAGUCUUAUUGCCUAUUGUAAUCUGAUGGCUUUUCUCCUUUCAAGUGCACUUAAUACAGGAAAACAUAUUAAUACAUACAUCAAUCCAAAAAACAAAUAAUAAAAAUAUCCUGAAAAAAAAUAGGUUUUUGUUUUACUCAAGUCUUGCUGGCUAACUACCUCAUGGUUUAAAAUAUAAAUGGGGAUUUAAUUUAUUUAUUUUGUGAAUGGUGGAUUUAAAGUAGAAAUCGGAUUUGUGUUAGGAUAGCAGGUACUAUUUUGGUGUAUAGUUUUUCUUUUUUCCGUCUUGGCUCGCAUAUUUACAGUCGAUUAAUAAAAGCGGAAAUGGAUGUACGUUUAUAUAUGUGUUCGGCCAAUAAUUGGGCGUGUUUUGUGUAUAGUGAAAUGCUCUGUGCGGGUGCAUUGUGUUCCACUGGAAAAUUACCUCCGGUAAUAGUCUACAUUUCUAUCAGGUUUUCUCUGAUAGAAAUGUUCCUGAUAAAAGGAUUCCUUAUCUCCGAAAAUCAGUCACAGCUUCGACCCCCUAGAUAGUCAGUCUGUGUCUGUGUGUGUGUGUGUGUGUGUGUGUGUGUGUGUGUGUCUCUCUUUCUCUUUCUUUCUCUCUCUCCCCCCCCUCCUCUCUUUGGACCUGAUGUAGAAAUUCUAACUUUAUUUAAAACAUGAAUGACCACACGUUCAAUGAGCAUCUCCACAGUUGAAGUCAACACCGUAUAUUUUACAACACUCUGCAUUGAUUCAACCUUGUACUAUUCCUGUGACUCCAUGAUGGUUCUUCUAAUCGUUAGUUUAACACGCCAGGGGCAGCCAUUUUGUGGGCGAGAAUGAGUUGCCACUCUUUCUGUCCAUGAAAAACUACACUUUUGGUCUGUGGUUUAUAUUACCUCAUACUGUAUAUUGUGUAUUUCAGUCUGCACAGUGACUAGUGUAAUCUUUUAGGUUCGGUUUUUUAUUUUAUUUUCUACAUCUUUUUCUUUGUAAGUAGAUGAAAUUAAAGUACAGUACUGAACUAAAAGUACAGUACAUACAUGCUUGUGGUC